AUGUCCUUCAGGAUCAAUCUCCCCGAUGGCCGGGCCCACAGGGAGGAGGAUGUCACCCAGGCCAGACUGGCCGCCAUGAGGAAUUCCGCCCUCGCCGCUGCCACACCACGAGAAGGCACUCCCCUGCCCGGCGACAUGAGGCUCGACGGCUCCCUCUCAGUAGAUACCUCGUCGCCUGCUCUGUCGCCUGGUCCCGCCCGGAGACAUGUCGUCUUUCCCGACCCCGUUGCUUUCAGAUAUCUUUCUGAAGACCCCUUAGUCCAGAUAGUCCAGAGUCGAGGCGAACUUAACGGCUAUGAGCUCUACCUUGUCGAACAAUGGGCGUGCUCCCGACUGUCUCCCACCCUCGUCAUCGUUACAUAUACCGGCGAUCCAAAGUCUUCGGUCGUAGUAGGAGUGCUCUCUGUGCCGGCCGACGAGGAUGAAUGGUCCCCGAGACUCAAGGUCUACUUCAAGGCCUUGCAGAUUUAUCAUGCCAGGCCGAAAGAGACGGAGCUGGGCGAGCUGAUGGUCACCAACCUCAGCAGCUUCCCCUCGGCCCUCACCGUCAUAUUCGUGCCGGAUGGCGAUAUCAAAAAGCACAGGCAGGCCUUCAUCGUGAACGAGGACCUCAAGAGGACCGGUUGCUCGGGUCGAUCCGGCAUGACCUUGUCAGAUCCCACUCCGGCCACCCAUGCCAAGUUCUACUCAACUUACAAGAUCCACGAGAAGGUCCCCUUAUUCGAGGCCGUCAUGGAGCUGGUCAAGCUGUGUCAAGUGGCACUGUUCAUAUUUGGCAUGCUGGACCAAGAGUACAUUGAUGGUCUGCUUUGUGAUAUCACUGAGACAGCAAUUGGGAACUGGUGGACCGAGGUUGGAUCCGAGUACUACAACAUGGAGCCAACCGAUGGCAUCCUGGGGCCCACCACAGUAGCCGCACUCCUCGGUAUGCUCAUAGGCGCGAGAAAUCGCCUGAGCUCGUAUGGUGUCACCGUGGCCAAGGAUGUCUUCGAGAUCGAAAGCACCAAGCGUGGCAUUGGGCAUUUUCAGAAGUCUCACAAGCUGGAGAGGACUAGGAGACUCGACCGCCAGACACUUCUGCAAUUGCACAAGUCCACUGCAAAGGCCGCAGCCGGGGAAGAAUGGGGUGUGCAGAAAGCAAUCGGAGCUACGGUGUCCCAGUUCGGGAAAAGGGGCGAGAUCCUCAGUGGGGUCAUUGGUACUCGCGAGAAAGCGGGAAUUGGUGAGAUCGAGACGGUCGACAUCGACAAAUUCAAAGAGCUCGUGUCUGGUGAGCGCGCCAAAUGGCUAUGGCAGGGAAAGCCUCGAAGACUAGCCCUGGAGCACUCGGAGCGAUCAAUGCCAGAUAUGACCAACAUGCUCAAUUUCGGCAAAGAAGAAGAGAAGGAGCGUGAGAAAGAAAAGGAGAAACACAAGGACAGGGACAAGGACAGGGAGAAGGAGAAAGAUAAAGAGAGGGAGAAAGAACGAGAACGAGAGAAGAAGGAGAAGGAGCUUGAGCUUGAACGCCCAAGUCGCACUACAACCCACUCUCUGGCAUACGAAGAUCUAAACCCUACCAUGCGGCCGAAAGAACUAUCGGGUACCAUGUACUCGGCACCCACCCCGGGGUCGAGCCUUAGCAUGGCAGAAACCCCCGGAGCCGAGUCGGGCCUGCACAAGGCCGUCUUCAGGAGUGUCGCGGAUCGAGUUUCCGACGCCCGCUCCAGACUCGGUCGCAUUGGAGAUGCGGUAGGAGGGAACCGCAAGGGGCAUGCGAGCCGCCCGUCCAGAGACGAGACCGCAGAGACCGGAUUCACUAGCCCUAGCAUAGGAAGCUUGAUCCAGUCUACCGGUGCUCUGUCUAGUCCCGUCAUGUCGGGCAGGGCUUUCACAUGGAAGAACAAGCCAGAGGAAUACGCGAACGUGUUCCAAAGAAGACACCCCGAUGCUGAACAUCCUAUGGGCGAAACCACGCCGGGACCCAGGGCCACCUCUGGGAUACAAUUAUCGCCACUCCAAGAGGCGCGAAACUCCGUCUCGGUGGAGGCCCUCGAUAUCAACAAAGAUCUGACCAGCGAUCUUUCCAUGGCCCCAUCGACCGUUGAUGAGAAUGACUCUCAGAGACUCUUCCAGCUACCUGGAGGCAGCGGGGACGCAUGUUCUUCACUUCUGAAAAGGCGGCAUAGCCUGGCCGCGGGGACACCUUCCUCAGAGCAGCAGCCACUGAACGAAGACCGCUGGCCACGACGCCUAUCUUUCAGCGCCGCCUCGGAAGCUGUGCUGCGCUGGGAUGAGAUUGUUGACCUGCAGGAGGAUCCCAACACGCUCGAAGAACACCUGGCGUCCGCUGAGCUCGCACAAGCCCUCCACGCUCGGAUCGCCAACCUCUCCAGGUCCCUCUCGCCGUGGGUGUCGUCCAAGAUAGACACCGUCGAGGCCCUCGAGGAGACGUACGCCGCGCAGCAGGAGACGCUCGAGCAGGCGUACUACGCGCUGUCGGACGAGUACCAGAGGGUGAAGCAGAACUCGGCCGAGAUGAUCGCCGAGGAGAAGGGCAGGGUCACCGAAGCGAUUAAGGACGUGGAGGUCCAGGUCGCCAAGCUCGAGUACGAGAUCAACGCGCUGGUCUCCAAGGUGCAGGACGUCGAGUACGGGGUGGCGGACUUUGAGGCGAGCGUCGUCGACGUGGAGAAGCGGGCCGAGGAGCUCAAGAGCCAGCUCGAGACGGAGACCUGGGUGCAUUGGGCGGUCAGGACGUUGACUGGUAUAGGGACGGGGCCGAAUAUCCUGAGGCAGGGCUGA
Molecule: messenger RNA, 2784 nt
Organism: Diaporthe batatas
Lineage: Eukaryota; Fungi; Ascomycota; Sordariomycetes; Diaporthales; Diaporthaceae
Exons: 2
Coding region: 1-2784 (927 amino acids)
Cellular component (GO): Sin3-type complex
Source: RefSeq, a predicted model, not a curated record